Messenger RNA from Hordeum vulgare subsp. vulgare (domesticated barley), 3064 nucleotides. RefSeq names its product protein ROLLING AND ERECT LEAF 2-like. NCBI's taxonomy places the organism in Eukaryota, Viridiplantae, Streptophyta, Magnoliopsida, Poales, Poaceae. The coding region runs from base 1 to 2646 and encodes 881 amino acids. The record is from RefSeq and is a predicted model, not a curated record. The transcript has 4 exons.
AUGGGGUGCCGGAGCUCGCGGCUGGACGCGGCAGACGUGUCCCCGGUGGCCGCGCUCUGCCGGGAACGCCGCGACCUGAUGCUCGCGGCGGGGGACCAACGCGCCGCGCUCGCGGCCGCGCACGCCGCCUACUUCCGCGCGCUCCCGCGCGUGGCCGACGCGCUCGCGCGGUUCGCGCACGAGCACCACGCCGCCUCCCCGCCCGGGUCGCCCGUGCUCACGCUGCCCCCCUCCGACCACGACGAGCCCAAGAAGCCCAGCGCCUCCAGCUCCACCCCGCACACCGACUCCGGCCACUCCCACCUCCACUUCCACUCCGGCGCCUCCGACUCUGAUCCCGACUCCGCCGACGACUGCGCUUGCGAUGCCCCCGGGCACGGACACGGCGAGAUCCCGCCGCCGACUGGAGUGCCCCAACAGCGUCACAUCCCAGAGCCUGGAGCGGCCAGGCCUGCCAUGCCAUGGCAGGGCAGACCCGAGAUGCCGUGGGACGGCAUGCCCCAAAUGCCGUGGGACGGCAGGCCAGAGAUGCCAUGGGAGCACGCCUCCUACGACGCCUACCCUUCUUCGUUCCCAAUCCCAAAUGUCGCAGUCCCCAACACCUACUACAUGAAGGCCAGCUCGGCCACGGCCAACACGGUGUACCAAGAACCCUACGGCUACAGCAACUUCGCCACCAAUGUGCCUUCUUACAUGGGGUACGAAUACGGGUACAGCAACCCAAUGUACGGUGUGCCGGAAGGGGGGGAGCCGGUGGAGCGUCGUGGCCGGGAGGCGGCGGCUCCGGUUCCGGCGCCACCGCCACCGAUGCCGAUGCCGGAAGCGUCGCCGUGGGAUUUCUUCAACCCGUUCGACUCCUACAACCAGGAGCUUCCACAUUACAAUCAAAAGGGGUUUGCUCCGGACGGGUCGUUCUCGAGCAGCCCCAACUCCAGCGAGGUGAGGGAAAGGGAAGGGAUCCCGGAGCUGGAGGAGGAGACGGAACACGAGUCGUCGAUGAGGGAGUCGCUCAAGGCCAGGAAGGCGGUAGAGAGCACCGCGUCGAACCGGAUCGACAAUUUGGAUGUCAGUGCCAAGGUGAAGGUGUCAAUGGAGCACACCGAGUGCGAGAUUGACAGCGUCGUUAGUGCUUCGGUUCUCGAAUCGGGGGAGGAGAGCGUGUGUAGCUGUGACUGUGACAAUGCCAAGGCUGGAGGAGGAGGGGCAGUGCCGGUUGGGGAUGAUCCGGCGAAGGUGAAGAGGGUAAGCUCAGAGGAGCACUCAUCCAUGGUGCUCGGAGAGAAUGCGCCGCCACCGAUCUUUGGGACGAGAGAUAUUGCAGAGGUCGUGGAGGAGAUAAAGGAGCAGUUCAACUCGGCCGUGUCCUGUGGAGAUGAUGUUGCCAGGAUCCUUGAGGUCGGGAGCAUUCGGUACAGACCGCGGAGCAGGAUCUUAAAAUUGAUAGUUUCACGGAUGAUGGGAACCUUUGCCUUGUUGUUCUCUGAACCUCCAGUGAAGAACGCGGAACAAUCAGCUAUUGGUUCAUCCAGCAGAACUCAGAAUUCAAGUAAAAGAAUCGAUAGUACCAGCGGUGUUGAGAUUAAUACCCUGUCUUCUAUAAUGGACAGAUUGUAUGUGUGGGAGAAAAGACUUCAUAAGGAGAUUAUGGAGGAAGAAAAGUUGAGGAUUACAUAUGACAAAGAAUGGAAGCGCCUUAAAGAGUUGGAUGAGAGUGGUGCAGAAUCAUAUAAAAUUGAUUCCACACGGGCCUCAAUAAGGACACUGCUCACCAGAAUCAAUAUUGCAAUUAGAUCAGCUAAAGUUAUUUCUUGGAGGAUCCACAUACUACGGGAUGACGAGCUACAUCCACACCUUGUUAAGCUCAUUCAGGGGCAUGUUAGGAUGUGGAAAUUCAUUCUUGAGUGCCACAGGAAGCAAUUUCAUUCCAUACUUGAAACUAAAUCUCAUAUUCUCAUUCCUAAGAAUGGACCUGAAAGAAACUCCUCCAAGGUUACACUGGAACUAGAAAUGGAACUUCUGAACUGGUGUUCCUGUUUCAGAAAUUGGAUAAUUUCCCAAAAGGCGUAUAUCGAAACCCUCAAUGGCUGGUUGCUGAAAUGGCUUCCUCAGGAAAAGGAGGAAACGUCCGACGGCAUCGCGCCGUUCUCUCCUGGUAGACUUGGAGCUCCUGGCGUGUUCAUCACAGCAAAUGAUUGGUGUCAGACCAUGAAAAGGAUACCAGAAGGUGCUGUCGUGGAUGCGAUGGAGGCUUUCGCUGUUAAUGUGCACAUAUUGUGGGAGCGACAAGACGAAGCGCAGCAGCAGAAGAUGAAAGCUGACUAUUUAUCAAGAGAUUUCUCAAAGAGGCUCAAAUCUCACCAAAAGGAUCAAGUCUUGCCUGGGCAUCCUAAAGCUGGUAAGGCGGUUUUACCCAACAGCGACAAUGGCAGGGCGGUCGAUAGUCGAAUGGUAGCUUUGGAUGCAUUGCACACAAGAUUGGAUGAACAGAGAGCUAGGCAUGAGGAGACUGUGAGAGAAAUCCAAGAGUCAAGUGCAACUGAUCUGAAAGCAGGCCUAGCUCCAAUAUUUGAAGCGUUGGAGUCUUUUACUCAAGAGACACUGAAAGGUUAUGAGAAUGUAAGGGUUCCAAACAGUGGUAUAGUCUGAUUUCAAGGUCUUCUCGCUUUGCUUCUGAAUGAUGGUCUGUACAAUGUGAAGAAGAGAUGAUCUCAGGAGUCAAUGGUAAUAAGAUAUUACAAUCACAAUACCUUGUACUGAACGUUAUUCAGAAAUGAUUGCAGAUGAUUCUGAACAAACACCGGGGCAGUUUCCUCAUUAGCUCUUGCUGCUUCUACCAAAUGAAUGAUCUGCCAGGAGCCAGGAGUGAACUUAGUUGGAGCGCCUCAAAGGAGGGCCAGGAAAUUUUGUAGCCAUUUCAGCUCGUGUACAUAUAUUAGUUCAGUUAGUGAUUAUGCAGAAUAGAUUAUUGUUUCUGUAGAAUUUGACCUGUACAUUGUAACGGCUGUAUUUAUGUGCUGGUCUCCAUUAAAAAAAUGCGCUACUCAAUGCGGAUGUUCUCCUGUUC